AAUUUUAGCAAUCUGAUAGGAUAAGUUAAAUAAUGUUGAUUAUUUUGUCUUAUGCUUAUAUUUAUGUCGUAUGGAAUUUGAAUGAUAAUUAGUUUUUUUCCUAUUCUCUCGUAUAUCGCAUUUAAAUAUCUUACAUAGUUGAAAAUAGAAAUUUAUAAUUCGUCUUAAUGCCUCUUAUACACCGUGCGUUAUUUACAUGGUUUAUUUUGUUAAUUUUUUUAGUACUUCUCGUUUUAAGACUUGAUCAAAGAAUACAAUGGAAUUGGUUUAUAGUGUUUAUACCUAUGUGGUUAUACGAUAACAUAUUACUUAUUUAUAUCAUUUUUAAUAUGAUCUCUUAUUGUAAAAACGGAAGAGUCAGUAGUUUACGUAGAGAAGCUUGGUAUAUGACGGCCGUACUUAUGAAAUUAAGCGCACAAAUUUUAAUUUGUUUAAAAUUAGAAGCACCCUACUGGUUUUUACCUGCCAAAGUCGUUUUAGCUCCAUUCUGGUUACUUCUACCAAUUUUGGCUGUGGAUGUUUUCAUUCAUUUAAUUAAACAUUGUAGAUACUGAUAAUAACCAGAAUUUAAGUUGUUCUUGG
This is a messenger RNA of Vespula pensylvanica (western yellowjacket), 582 nucleotides long. RefSeq names its product transmembrane protein 60. The record is from RefSeq and is a predicted model, not a curated record. NCBI's taxonomy places the organism in Eukaryota, Metazoa, Arthropoda, Insecta, Hymenoptera, Vespidae. The coding region runs from base 168 to 554 and encodes 128 amino acids. The transcript is spliced from 2 exons.